Molecule: messenger RNA, 2913 nt
Organism: Eufriesea mexicana
Lineage: Eukaryota; Metazoa; Arthropoda; Insecta; Hymenoptera; Apidae
Gene: twy
Product: fas-binding factor 1 twitchy
Exons: 12
Coding region: 1-2913 (970 amino acids)
Biological process (GO): cilium assembly; establishment of epithelial cell polarity
Cellular component (GO): ciliary basal body; ciliary transition fiber; centriole
Source: RefSeq, a predicted model, not a curated record
AUGGUCGAGCGUACUAAAAUUUCAAAUACAAAUUUAGAAGAUAUUACAAAGGCAUUGGAAGACAUGGACAGUUUAGAUAUGGAAUUAUUUAAUGAUUCGUUUAAAAAAACAAAAUCUACAAAUGUCAUCAAAGAUUCUAAUAAACAAUCAGAUGCAGAAAUUAAAAAAAAAGUUAUAUUUAAAGAUCCAAACGAAGAUGAUUUAUUAACUGAUUUGCUAUCUGAUGAAGAGACUUCUGUAAAAGAAAAGAAGAAUCUUUUUGCAUCUAGUAGCAAAAGUAGUUUAAUGGAAGAUCUUUUUAAGAUAAAAAACCCAGUUACAUAUAUGACAAGUAUUAGUUCAAGUAAUGAGCUAGAACAUCAUUUUGAGCAAAAAGAAACUAAUCAAUUGUUUUCUCAAAAACUAAAUGGUUAUUCUGCUUCUAAAAAUAAUUUUACUAUACCACAAAGUGAAUCACCUAAAGAGAAAAACAGACAAAAAUUAAGAAAUGUUUCUAAAAAUGAAGAGGAUAUUUUGAUAAAUUUAAGUAAUGUAUCUGAUGGAGAUAAAGUAAAAAGAUCAUCUUUAAAAGAAAAUUUAUUUGAAAACCAACCUCAUUCAUCAAAUUUUAUAAAUUCUAUCAUUCCUAAAAACAUUAAAAAAACAGAGUCUGAAACUAUGAUACAAGAAUCAAAAUUGGAUUCUAUUGAUUUAUCAACUUCUAAACUUCUUACAAAAGAAUUUCGUAGAGGUAGAAGGAAUACAAAAAUUAUAAAUAAUCCUCUUGGUUUACUACCCACUGAUGUAUUGUCAGAUCAAAGUCUUGAAUUGGUAACAAAUGAAAAUAUGUCAAUUAAAAAUGCUGUUAUACAAAAUACUAAGGCAGUAAAAGAUUUACCAGAAUGGUUGGGUGGUUCCAAAAAAAUAGAAGAUACAAAAUCAGAAAUGCAAAAUGAAGAAACAGCUAAAAUAGAUAGAGUAGUUACUUCAAAUCAAAAUGUUGAAAUUCACAACACAAAUAUUGCAGUAGAUUCAAAAAUACCUGGUGCAAAUGAUUCAGAGGGUACAUCUAUCUCCCCAAAACCCUUUAAACUAUUGUUUGAUACACAACAACUAAAUCAACAAAAUGCACUUAUAAAUAUGGAACAACAAGAACAUGAAUUAAGAACAGCAGCACUCCUUUCUCAACAAAAUGAACAACUACAUAAAGUAUCAAAUUCUCAACAUUCUAUGCUAUGUAAUCAAGAAGAACAAUUUAAUGCUCUCCUAAAAUUACAGUUUGAAAAACAAGUUUUAUUAGAGAAACAAAUAAAAAUGCAGCAAGAACGAAUUAAUCAAUACUUUCAUGUCUUAAUGACACACUCUAUGCCAAUAUCAAGUAGUACAACAAUUCAUACAUGUUGUAAAACAGAUUUAGACGAAGAAAGAAAGGAAUUUACAAAUGAAAUAAAAGAAACAAAAAACAUAAUAAAAAAAUUAGAAGGGGAAAAAUCAAAAUUAGAAAAUGAAUUAUCUAUUAUAAAAGAAAAACAUGAUAAUGAAUUAACAUUUCAAGCAGAAUUUUAUGAAAGACAAAUGAAAUUUUUAAAAGAAGUAAUAAUAAAAUCUGAAAAAAGAGUUAAACAAGAAAUAGAAUAUUUAGAAACAGAUUAUAUAGCAAAACUUGAAAAACUAAAAAAUGAAAAAUUGCAAAUGGAAAAUCAAUACAAGGAAGAAAUUCACAAUUUAAAGGAUGAACAUGCUCAACAUAUACAAGAACUUUGCAAAUUACAUGAUGAAAAUAUAAAACUCCUACAAAAGGAAUAUAGUAAUAUAAUAGAAAACAUAUCUAAAGCUAAGCAAAUGGAAGAUCAAAUUAUACAAACUAUGACAACUCGUAGAACUGAUAUAGAAGAUAUAUUACAGAAAGCUAGUGUGAUUAUUGAAGGUAUGGCAGAAAACAAAAAAGUAUUGGAAAUUAAUCACAAUGAAAUAAUGAAACUUAAAGAAAAUACUCUAAAAAUACAAGAAGACAAUAUAAAAGCACAGACACUUGAAUUAAAAUAUCAAAAUAAUUCCUUAGAGGAAUAUCGUAAUAAAUUUAUACAAACAACAGAAAAACUUGAUAUUCGUCUUACACAACUUAUAAUUGAACUUCAAAAACAAUGUACACUGUGUAACCAAACGGAAGAAACACUUGAGAAGAGAACAAUGAGUCUUUUACGAGAAAGAGAAUUAUUUGAAGAAAAAAUGAAAUGGGAAAGAGACUAUAUGCAGGCAUUAAAGGAAUCCUGGAUAAAAGAACAAGAGAAACAAUUAAAAUUACUUGCAGAAGAAAAAGAAGUAAUUGCAAUGGAAAAAGCACAACUAGAAGUUUUGAAUAAAUUGAAAAAUAAUAAUAGUGAAAUUGUUAAAAUAGAGUUAGAAGCAGCUAUUAAAACUGCACAGGAAGCUGCUGAAUCUGCUAAUCGAGAAAGAUUAAUAUGGCAAGAAAAAAUUAAUGAAUUAAAUACUCAGAAACAAGUUCUACAAGAUAAUGAAAAUUUACUCAUUUUACGUGCCAAAGAACUUGAAUAUCUUACACAGUCUACUUUAACUAAAAGGGAGGAAGGAAUAAAAGCUUUAAAAGAUGCGAAACACUUGGAAGAUCAAAAUAAAGAAAAAUUUAAUCAAUUACAAAUACAAAUUGAAGCAUUAAUGGAACGAGAAAAGAAGACUGCAAUUGAAAAAUACAAUAUUACAAAGGGUAGAAUGAAUUUAUCUGUUUAUGAAAAUGAAAAACCAGAAAAGGAUAUAAAUAUGUCACAUAAUUUUCAAAAUGAUAUAAUAUCUUUCUCUGAAAUGCAAUCAAAAUCUGAGAUCCCUACAGAAUUUAUGAAUAUUAUAGAUCCAAACUUAAUUAUGUUAAAAUUUAAUUUUAAUGAUGAAUUCAAUUCUACUAGUAAAUAUAUGUAA